Molecule: messenger RNA, 1434 nt
Organism: Adineta steineri
Lineage: Eukaryota; Metazoa; Rotifera; Eurotatoria; Adinetida; Adinetidae
Source: the annotation of a GenBank genome assembly
AUGCGAACUUCGCUCAAGUGUCUAGUGUUCUAUCUGAUUGUUGGCGUAAUUACACUCAAUCUUUAUUUUCUCGGUCAACUCUAUUUCCAACAUCAAAGUAAUCCCGAAAACGAACAAUCUAAGCAUCAGCAUCAGCAUCGACAUUCAAAUGAUUUUUUUGAUAACAAUAAUAAAAAACAAGAUGAUGUAGCCGAUAAACCAUCAUUUCAUCUAAAAAAUAGUAAUGAAUUUCUUGUGUUGGAUUGGACAGGUCAUCAACAUAUAUUUCGAGAACAAGAUCCCAUUAAAUGUGAUUUUUCUCAUAUAACACGUGAGCAAUGUGUGGCAAAAUUCGAAUCAGUAACAAAUGAUGGUCUUCGUUCACAUCUCAUUGAACGAUGUGUUCGUUUAUUAACAUUAACGGUUCGAUGGACCGAUGAUCAAUCACGUUUAAAAGAAGCUGAUCUUAUAUCCUAUCAUUCUAUUCAUAUGCCAUCAUAUAAUUUACCAAAAUUAGAACGUAAUGAUAAACGACAACAAUACUCAACUGUUUAUGUACUUGAAAGUGAAGUACAUUCAUCUGGUGGACGUGAUUGGCAUGAGAUUGAUUUUCCAAUGUGGUAUAAUUUAGAACGUUCAUAUCCCGAACCAGCUACUUACUUCGAUAUAAAAUCAUAUCUUGAUAAAUUAUUUGCACCUGUUCGAAUACCAUUUUCAAAAAAAAUGACAUCUGCUCCAAUUAUAUGGAUCAUAUCAAAUUGUAAUGCUUAUAAUGGUCGUCAAACGUUAGUUCAACAAUUAAUGACAUACAUUCGUAUUGAUUCAUACGGUGGUUGUCUUAAUAAUGGUCAUUCAGCCCAAGCACAAGCACGCGCACAAUCAAAUUCCGAAUUAUAUGCAUCAUAUAAAUUUGUUAUAUCGAUCGAAAAUUCUAAUUGCGAAGAUUAUGUUACAGAAAAAUUAAUUGAUGGAUUAUCAUCAACAGCUGUACCUAUUGUUGCUAGUCGAGAUGGAAAACCUAAUUAUAAACGUUUUGCACCGAAUUAUUCAUAUAUUAAUGUAUAUGAUUUUAAAACAGUUAAAGAAUUAGCUGAUUAUUUAAACUAUUUAUCCAAUAAUGAAACAGCUUAUAAUGAAUAUCUAUGGUUUCGACGAUUACCAGCGAAUAAAUAUGCGGAGUCGGGUGUAACGGAACGAUCCUUACAGGACAAUCUUCGUUUAGCUGAUGAAAUCUUAGGUGUAAAUGCUACAAUGCGUCAAUGGUUAUUAACUAAAGAAGCUAGUAUUAAUAAAUAUUGCAAGUUAACAAAAUUUAUUCAUAUGACUUAUUGGAAAUUGAUCUAUAAGAGAAAGAAAUAUAAUCGACCUACUCCAAAUGACGUUUGUUUGCCUUCCAGUGAUAUAGCUACAUAUUUUGCUAAUUCGUCUACCACUAUUGCUGCUGCUGCUGAUUAA